Lindgomyces ingoldianus is the source of this 1509-nucleotide messenger RNA. Its product is annotated as MFS general substrate transporter. Gene Ontology annotation, cellular component: membrane. Bases 1 to 1509 code for a protein of 502 amino acids. Gene Ontology annotation, biological process: transmembrane transport. Gene Ontology annotation, molecular function: transmembrane transporter activity. The record is from RefSeq and is a predicted model, not a curated record. The transcript has 6 exons. NCBI's taxonomy places the organism in Eukaryota, Fungi, Ascomycota, Dothideomycetes, Pleosporales, Lindgomycetaceae.
AUGGUGUCCUCAAUCGAAGAGGCCAAAAAGGGCGUCACUUAUAACAUUGAACGCGCUCCCCUAGGCCUCGAGCAAUUGACCGCGUACGAGGCGACGACAGACGAGGCGACGGCGCUAGAUAAGGCUGUAAACCUUAAAUUAGAUUGCAUUGUAGUCCUUAUCCUGGCUAUUGACUUUAUCCUUUGUGGUAUCGACAAGACGAACAUCGGAUAUGUCGCAACAACGAAUAUGGUGAAGGAUGCAAAUCUCAAACCUGAUGACAUUCCUGACUCUGUUUCGUUAUUUUCUGUAACGUUUAUCACCUUGCAGCCUGUUUCCACUGCUAUUGGACGACGCGUAGGUCCGAAGUACUGGAUUGCUUUUAUGAUGAUCUGCUGGGGAAGCGUUUGUAUGGCUCAUGCAGGUGUGCAAAAUCGCUGUACUCUCAUCACUCUUCGUCUGCUUCUAGGAGCCUUCGAGGCCGGAUUCGUUCCGACGUCCUUCUACUACAUGUCGACCAUCUACCCGAAGUACUCCCUAGGAUUCCGUCUCGGACUUUUCGCAGGAAUGUACUCGAUCGCUGGUGCUUUUGCAGGCCUGAUUGCGUACGGCAUCUUCCAGAUUCGUUCAUCGACCCUGCAAAACUGGCAGCUUUUAUUCUUGAUCGAAGGGGGGUUAAGUUUGUCAAUGGCUGUCGUUACUGUGCUUGUCCUGCCGGCGAAACUUGAAUCUGCGUGGUUUUUCAAACCGGCCGAGGCUGCUCACGCUGUAGCACGCAUGGAGCUAGAUGUUCGCGGCGCUUCGAGCGAAGAUGCACGCGGGAAGACGGCGCAAAUUACCAAGCGCGACAUCUUCGACUCAAUAAAGGACUGGAAGAAGCUUAUUACAGUGGUAUUCAACGUGCUCGCAACUCUCCCUGUCAGCGCAUUCAGCUACUUCAUGCCGCUCAUUGUCCACGGGCUCGGCUAUCACGGAAUAAAGGCUUCUCUCAUGAGUGUCUCCCCGUUCGUUGUUGGAGCCUGUGGUCUUUUCGCAUUUGUGUGGUCGAGCGAUCAUUUUAAGGAAAGGUCAAUACAUACUGCAUCUAGUAUGAUACUAGCGAUCGUUGGGUUGAUCGUGGUGUAUGUGUCCGAAACUCCGAAGAUAAGGUAUGCCUUUGUGCACAUUUGCUUGGCAGGAGCUUUCACGGCAGGCCCAUUGAUCGUGGCCUGGCUAGCUGGGAAUACGCCCGAGAAGGGUAUGAGAGCGAUCAUUAUUGGGAUUAAUGGAUGGAGUAAUCUCGCAGGCGUAAUUGCAGGGCAGCUAUUCAAGCCCAAACACGGUCCAACAUACCGAUACCCGCUCCUGGUCACUAUGAUCCUCAUCGCCAUCGGGGCGUGCGGAUUUCUCAGUAUUCGUAUCCUGCUAAUGUGCAUCAACCGCAAGCGAGCCCAGAUGAUUUCAACAUGGACCGUGCAGGAGUUCGAAGAGGAGUCUGAAUCAUCUGUCCGAAGAGGCGAUCAGAAACCGACGUUUAAGUAUGGGUAUUGA